Messenger RNA from Thecamonas trahens ATCC 50062, 2508 nucleotides. Its product is annotated as glucosamine-fructose-6-phosphate aminotransferase 2. The transcript has a single exon. The coding region runs from base 35 to 2449 and encodes 804 amino acids. Gene Ontology annotation, molecular function: carbohydrate derivative binding; L-glutamine:D-fructose-6-phosphate transaminase (isomerizing) activity. The record is from RefSeq and is a predicted model, not a curated record. Gene Ontology annotation, biological process: fructose 6-phosphate metabolic process; protein N-linked glycosylation; UDP-N-acetylglucosamine metabolic process. NCBI's taxonomy places the organism in Eukaryota, Apusomonadida, Apusomonadidae.
UUGACUUGGAAAGUAGCAAGGAAGAAAGCCAAGUAUGUGUGGCAUCUUUGCGUACAUCAACCAUCUUGUUCCCCGCAAGCGUGCGCUUCUCCUGCAAGUCCUUAUCAACGGCCUCCGUCGCCUCGAGUACCGCGGCUAUGACUCGGCGGGUGUGGCCACAGACGGAUUUCGUCUUGCUGCUGCGGCUGCCGAGGAGGUUACUGCCAGUGGCGCAGAUGGCAACAACUCGGUCGCCCUGCCCUUCCCCGACAAUGCUCCGGAGACUCGCUUGUUCAAGAACAAGGGUCGUGUCGCUGAUCUGCAGGACAUGAUUGCUGGUGCCACUGCCGAGGAGGACCUCGAGUUGGAGCUCGCUUGCCACGUCGGCAUUGCUCACACCCGCUGGGCUACCCAUGGCGAGCCAUCGGCCAUCAACUCGCAUCCGCAUCGCUCUGAUGCCGCAAACCAGUUUGUCGUCGUCCACAACGGUAUCGUCACCAACUACCGCGAGCUCAAGAUGCUCCUCGAGUCCAAGGGCGCCGUCUUCGAGUCGGAGACCGACACUGAGGUCGUCGCCAAGCUCUUCAAGAUCGAGUUUGACGCCAUCGUCGCCGAUAACAACGGCGAGAAGCCGGCGUUCAAGGACCUCCUCAUCCAUGUCAUGUCGCUCCUCGAGGGCGCGUACGCCCUCAUCGUCAAGUCGCCCCACUACCCCAACGAGGUCGUCGCCACGAAGGUCGGCUCCCCCAUGGUCCUCGGCCUCCGCUCCAAGGACGAGAUCGGUAUCGACCUCUGCGAGCUCGAGCUCUACAUGCAGACCACUCAGGCUGACACCCUCAACUCGGCCCUUGCCGAUGAGAUCGUUCGCCCGGGCUCGCGUUUCCUGUCUCAGGCCACCCUUCAUCAGGGCCAGCCGUCAGUCCCCACCGGCUCCAAGUUCUCCGAGAUCCUCAAGCGCCGUGUUGGCCCAGAGUCGCUGGUCGGCUGGUCGUCCUCGCCCGACCUCACCUUGGACGCCUCUGGUGCUUCGGACGGUGCCUUCUCGUCCAUGCCCGACGUCAGCUCUCUCGGCCGCUCGCCCUCGGGCUCGGCCCUCUCGCAUGUGCCCUCCCUUGCCGACGCCCACACCGUCCUCGAAAGAUCCGCCGCUGAGGAGCCGACAGCCAUGGAGUACUUCAUCGCCUCGGACGCCUCGGCCCUCAUCGAGCACACUCGCCAGGUCAUCUACCUCGAGAACUUUGACGUCCUUCACAUCGCCAACGGCGCCUACACCAUCACCGCCUGCGUCGAGUCGAAGAAGUCUGGCGAAGUCACCCCGCAGUCGACCCCACCCUCUCGUCGCAUCACAGAGCUGCAGAUGGAGCUCGAGGAGAUCCAGAAGGGCAAGUACAAGUACUUUAUGCUCAAGGAGAUCAUGGAGCAGCCCGAGUCGGUCUACAACACCAUGCGCGGCCGUGUUCUCGACAACGGCACCGUGGUCCUCGGUGGCCUUGAGUCCCGCGUCGACGAGAUCCUCCGCUCCCGCCGCAUCAUCAUCAUCGCCUGUGGCACCUCGUACCACUCGGGCGUUGCCUCCCGUCCCAUCCUCGAGGAGCUGACCGGCAUCCCUGUCAGCUGCGAGAACGGCUCCGACUUUCUCGACCGCCGCGCCCCCAUCUUCCGCGACGACACUGUGUUCUUCAUCUCACAGUCCGGCGAAACCGCGGACGUCCUCCGCACCCUUGCCUACUGCAAGGCUCGUGGCGCUCUCUGCGUUGGCAUCACCAACACCGUUGGCUCCGCCAUUGCCCGUGAGACCCAUUGCGGCGUUCACGUCAACGCAGGUGCUGAGAUCGGCGUCGCCUCCACCAAGGCCUACACCUCCCAGUGCCUCGCACUUCUUCUCGUCGCACUCGUCCUCUCCCGCGACAAGAUUUCCCACCAGGCCCGCCGCAAGGCCAUCAUCCAGGACCUCCUCACCCUGCCUGAAAAGGUCAAGCGCGUUCUCGAGCUCGACGAGAAGAUCCAGGCCCUCUCGGCUGACAUUGCCACCCGCAAGUCGCUGCUCAUCCUCGGCCGCGGCUACGGCUACGCCACCGCCCUCGAGGGUGCCCUCAAGAUCAAGGAGGUCACCUACCUCCACGCAGAGGGCAUCCUCGCUGGUGAGCUCAAGCACGGAACACUCGCCCUCAUCGACGAGGAGAUGCCCAUCAUCGCCAUCGCCACCCGCGACCGCCUCUUCACCGACCUCCGCUCCUCGCUGCAGCAAGUCGCUGCCCGCUCCGGUAACCCUGUUGUCAUCUGCCACGACAACGACGACGAGACCUGUGAUGAGUACGAGCACACCCUCCCCGUCCCGCCUGUUCAGGACUGCAUCCAGGGCAUCCUCAACGUCAUCCCCAUGCAGCUCAUCGCAUACCACGUCGCUGACAUGCUCGGCCUCGACGUCGAUCGCCCGCGCUCCCUGGCAAAGUCGGUCACUACCUCAUAGAUCCUUCCCAUCUCUUCUGCCGUCCUCUGCUUCUCAAAUGAAUCCAUUUAUCUCAUCGA